Molecule: messenger RNA, 417 nt
Organism: Echinostoma caproni
Lineage: Eukaryota; Metazoa; Platyhelminthes; Trematoda; Plagiorchiida; Echinostomatidae
Source: the annotation of a GenBank genome assembly
AUGGCAUUUGUGGCUUUGAAUUUUGCCGGUGGUUGGCAUCAUGCCAAACGUUCCGAAGCCGCUGGCUUUUGCUACUUGAAUGAUAUCGUGUUGGCAAUUCAUCACUUUCUCGCCCGUCCGACGGACCUUCCCUCGUCCCGUAAUCGUGUCCUCUAUGUGGAUUUCGAUUUGCAUCAUGCGGACGGAGUGGAACAGGCAUUCUGGUACAGUGCACACGUAGUCACUUUUUCCGUCCACCACGCGGCGCCUGGAUUCUUUCCUGGCACGGGAAUGGAAAUCCAGUCCGAUGCGAAUGAUCGAACAGCCCAGUUCGCGCAUGGUGCUGGUCGCGGCCAAUUUAGCGCAUUCAAUCUACCCCUGGGUAUGUCCUCUCUCCGUUCAUAUUCGUCAAUUCACUUACAAUUCAACAAUUCUUAG